AUGAACCGCAUCACCGUGUUCGAGCGCGCCGACUUCGAGGGGCUGAGCCGCGAGUUCAGCUGCGAUGUGCCCGACCUGCACGAGCUCGACUUCGGCGACUGCAUCGCCUCGCUCAAGGUGCUGGGGCAGCCCUGGGUGGCCUACACGGGCGCCAAGUACGAGGGGGAGGCGCACGUCUUCGAGGAGGGCGAGCACCCGGCCGUGGGGCGCCCGCGCAGCUUCUCCUCGCUGCGCCUCGUGCACCACGACCUCUGCGAGCCGCAGAUCACCCUCUACGAGCGGCCCCAUUUCCAGGGCGCCCGCAAGGUGGUCACCGAAGAGACCAACCUGGCCUACGGCUACUUCAACGACCGCGUGGGCUCGCACGAGGUGCAGCGCGGCGUGUGGGAGCUGUCGCAGCACCCCGGCGGCGGCGGGCGCCGCUGCCUCGCGUGGCCCGGCGAGCGCCUGGCGCGCUACGAGCCCGAGCAGGGCCUGCAAGGGCGGCUCUCGCACCUGCGCCCGCUGCGCCCGGGCCGCCCGCUCGUGGCCGCGCGGCUCCUCUGGGAGCAGCGGCGCGUGGAGGACGAGCGCGAGGUGCUGCUGGACGAGAUCGUGGCGGUGAACGAGACGUGGCGGGAGCAGGCGCUGGCGGCCAGCAGCGCGCGCGAGUACGGCACGGCGCUCUGGCAGAGCUUCCACUUCAGCAAUGCCACCAGCCUCAAGGCCGGGCUCUCCUUCACGCUGGCCGUGGAGGCGGCCAACGUGUUCACGGUGCACAAGGGGCGCAGCGAGAGCAGCACGCGGCGCGAGCGGGUGGCCGUGCAGCUGCCGGCCGCCGUGCCGCCGCGCGCCGUGCUCCGCGUGCACGUGCUGCGCCGCGAGGUCACCUUCUCCGUGCCCGUGCUGCUCACGGUGACGCAGAACGAGGCCGUGCGCACCGAGAUGGGCGAGUACCGCAGCGUGUCGGGCACGCACGUCUGCGCGCGCUACAGCGUGAAGCCGCUGCCGGAGCCGGGCGCGCGGCCGGCGGGCGCUGCGGGGGACGAGGAGGACGACAGAACACUACAGGCGGCCGCUGCGGGGGACAAGGAGACACAACAGGCGUCCACUGUGAGGGACAAGGAGGCCAAGCGGACACAACAGGCGGCUGCUGCGGGGGACAAGGAGGACGAGGGGACACAACGGGUGUCCACUCUGGGGGACAAGGAGGCCGAGGGCACCCAGCAGGCACCUGCCGUGGGGCACCGGGGGACUCAGGACACCCACGCGGUGCCCACUGCAGCGAUCAAGGAGAUCAAGGGGAGACAGCGGUUGUCUGACACAGGGGACAAGGAGACUCGGGAGACCCAGGCGGCGCCCGCUGCGGAGGACAAGGAGGCCGCGGGGACGGUGCAGGCUGUGGAGUAA
Molecule: messenger RNA, 1389 nt
Organism: Nothoprocta perdicaria
Lineage: Eukaryota; Metazoa; Chordata; Aves; Tinamiformes; Tinamidae
Product: epidermal differentiation-specific protein-like
Exons: 1
Coding region: 1-1389 (462 amino acids)
Biological process (GO): lens development in camera-type eye; visual perception
Molecular function (GO): structural constituent of eye lens
Source: RefSeq, a predicted model, not a curated record